Messenger RNA from Rosa rugosa (rugosa rose), 1278 nucleotides. RefSeq lists its product as uncharacterized. NCBI's taxonomy places the organism in Eukaryota, Viridiplantae, Streptophyta, Magnoliopsida, Rosales, Rosaceae. The transcript is spliced from 5 exons. Bases 1 to 1278 code for a protein of 425 amino acids. The record is from RefSeq and is a predicted model, not a curated record.
AUGGUGAAACCACCAGAAAUCGCUCAUCUUUUAGAAAGACAAGAAGCAGCUACAGCAGCCACUGAAACAUGGGAUCUACUUGGUCAACCUUCUGGCAAGUUUGACUAUAGAGUCAGAUAUGACCCUCCCUCAUGGUUCAGAAAUCCAGACUGCGAAGAGAUAAUUCCUACAGACUGGGAUGAUACAGCACCCAGGAGUUCUGAUAAAUCUCCCACUCAGGAAAAUGUUCCAGAAGAAUAUGAUGAUGCCAUCUCUGAGAUAUUCAGAGCAACUCCAAUGAAAGUCACUGCCAUGAUGAAUGAUGAUUUGAACUUACCCUACUCAGACGAUGAGAUCAAAGCAACUUUGUUUCAAAUGCAUCUCCAAGAGAUCAGUUCAAAGGUCGUUGCAAAUAGGUUGAAAAAAUGUCUUCUGGAAAUCAUCUCUCCACUUCAAAGCGCUUAUGCUCCUGGAAGAUUAAUUUCAGACAACACUUUGGUUGCUACUGAGGUUGCUCAUUUCAUGCACAAGCUUAAAACUCAGGAAGAAGGUUUCUUUUCUCUCAAGCUUGAUAUUAGUAAAGCUUAUGACAGGCUUGAAUGGCCUUUUCUUCAGUCCAUGGUGAACCAUCUAAACAAAUCUACCCUACUAGGGGUAUCAGACAGGGUGAUCCUCUAUCACAUACCUUACUUAUUUAUAUUGUGUGCUGAGGGUGGAUUUCAAAGUGAAUUGGCUACAAUUUUGGAGGUUGAACGUGUAGAGGAACAUGACCGGUAUCUGGGACUCGCUAUGCGUGUUGAAAAAUCAAAAACUCAGAUUUUCCAAUACAUAAAGGAGAAACUAUCCAACAAGAUGGAAAAUUGGAAAGCAAAAAUAUUAAGUUGUGCAGGCAAGGAGAUUUUGAUCAAAGCAGUGGCUCAAACUAUGCCAUUAUAUGCUAUGAAUUGUUACUUGCUACCAAAGACAUUAUGUGAUGAUAUUCACAAGCUUUGUGCCUCUUUCUUCUGGGGCGACACAAAUGACAAAAUGAAAAUUCAUUGGAGAAGUUGGAAGAGACUCUGUCUGACUAAGCAUGAAGGAGGUAUGGGGUUUAAAAAUAUUUAUGCUUAUAAUCUUGCUAUGUUAGCUAAGCAAGGUUGGAGGAUUGUUACGAACCCUACUUCUUUUAUUGCUAGACUUUAUAAAGCCAAAUACUUUCCACAUUGUGACUUCUGGCAGGCUGAACUUGGAGAUGCACCCUCCUUUUCUUGGCGUAGUAUCCUAGCUGGUAGUCCGAUUUUGAAAGAUGGCACCAAAUAG